CCUGCCCUACAGCUCCUACCAUCUAACCAGGUGAUGAGGGACCACAUGGGGAGCACAAGGUGACACAUGUCCCGGGCAGCAGACCCAGCUCAGCAGUUGCCUAGCCAUAGUCGAGUGUGGUGUAGGCCUCAUGGCGGAGGCAAGCUGUAAGAAGGGCCAGCAGAGAUGGCUCCAGAGAAGCCAGGUGAGAAAGGCAGUGCGUUAAAGACACUGGUUAGGCUGUCUCCCGCUCACACCUACCUGCCUUAUAGUUUUUUCUUUCCAGUGAUUCAAGAAAAAAAAUUCUUUUUUUGAGUCUUUGCUGGUGGGUUUCAAGUGACCCCAGGACACUCGGGGGUGGCGUAAAGUCCCGCCUGGCUUACAAGAUCUCUGUCAGGUUAGAAGAGCGUAACUCUGCCACUGCGUUGCGCCUAGUGGGUAGAGGAGAUGGGUGGGCGGAAAAAUUGCAACCUCAAAUCCCAAGCCAGCACGGAGGAGGUGGGGAUGUGGAGCAGUGCUGAGGGGGUUUUAAUGCCCAGUGUGUGUCAUUUGCUUGCUCUACUGGUGGAUUUACAGUUGUGGGGGCUCUGUCAAAACACACGGCGCACUCGGGUAAACUCAGGUCUGUUUAAAAACCAGUUUAGUCAAACCUGGGUGAGCCCCAGUGUGCGCACACUGAUGCGAGCUUAAAACUGGGUAUUUCAGUUUAGCUUGUGCCUGGAAAUUUACCACUUCAGGCUAACUUGUUAGAAACAGGAUUAAAUUGACAUUUUUGUCCACACACGGUUUGGCAUCGGUUUCACUUGCUUUGCUUGAAAUUGUUCUGUGAGGUAAACCUGAGCAGCUGUGUGUGUCAUCCAGGCCUGAGCUGGAUUCCUGAGCCCCUCUUCCUGGCCCCAAGGCAGAGGCUGGACUUUCCUGUAGCAGCAUUCGAGCUAGUGCAGUCGGGUUACUUGCUGAGGAAAGUUUAAUGUGAGGCUAGUCUCUAAAAUGUGCUUGGGAGCCCUGAUGAAAUGGGUUCGGUCUAGCUGUGAAACGGCUCUUCCAGCUGUCCCUCCACACACUCCCCUCUUGGCGCUGACGGUCCGGCUGGAAUACAGGCUCUGCAGCCCUGAUUCUGCCCCCAAUAGGCCUCUGCAACCUCAUUGUCAAAGACCGGGCACCCCCAGUUUGCAAACUGGUUCCACAGCAGUUGCUGAGGGCCUGACCUAGCCUGGCCUGCAGAGCCUCUGUUGCUGGUGGUGUUGAGUGGGAUGGAAGGAGCCCAGCUUGCCUGUCAGGGGGCUGUGGGGAUCAGGAAAGCAUUUUCACUCCCAGCUCGCUGCUUGCACAGGUGGAGGAGUGAGGUUUCACCUGCCUUGGAAGGCAUCAGGGAUUGGACACCACAGGAUGCUCCACUGAUCUAGUUUGGCAUAUUGCAAAGGGGGAAAGACGUGCAAUGUAUAACGCUGCAGUGUGUAUGAGGCUGUGCUGUGGGACCCCGAUCCCAGGGGCAGGCUUCUCUUUAUUCUGAAGGAAAGAAACUGCGGUGCUUUGGUCUCAUCCGGGACCCCUGCAGCGUGCUGCCAUCUAGCUCCAAUUGUGAGCGAUCCCCACAGCCCCUUUGCACGGCCCUGCUCUUGUCUUGUUGUGACAUUACUGAGGGCACGUGGGAUCCACCCUGCAGCUUGGUCCCCUGGGGACUUGCUCUGUGAUUGCUAGCUGUCUCUGCGCACAUCCUUGCUGGGUGCCAAUGGGCUGGUGUCUCUUCACGGAGUGUGUUUUUCUUGGCAUGUUGGCUCUCAGAGGCUGCGUGCCCGGGGGCCCUUGCAGGCUGUGCUGGCUUGUUGGUGGUGCUGGGGUGUGUUACGUGCUGCUCUCUUUACAAGGCUGGCUGCUGGCGGGAAAUGUCAAAGGUGGGGAGGGAAAUGGCCUGGGGCCACAUAUGGCUCUGAGAGUUGCUGAACUUGCCUUGUGUCCAUGGAUGAAUCGCUGACCUGGCAGGUCGUCCUCCCCAGUGAGGUGGGCUCUAGUGGAUUAAAGCAGUGGGGGCUGGGAGUCAGGACUCCUGGGUUCUGUCUCUAUCUCUGGGAGGGGAGUGGGGUCUAGUGAGUUGGAACGGAGAGAAGGGGGGCUGGAUGCUGUCCCCAGCUAUAGGAGCAGAAUUGGGGUCUAGUAGGUUAGAGCAGGGGGCGGGGAGUCCGGACUCCUGGGUUCUAUUUCCUGCUCUGGGAGGAAAUGUAGCCCAGUGGCUAGGACGGGUGUGCAGCCACUGGGUUUUAUUUCAAACUCUGCCACUCAAUCACUGUGUGAUCUUGGGUCCUGUCACUUAACCGAUCAGUGCCUCAGUUCCCCAUCUGUAAAGUGGGGCUAUGGACAACACCCUGGGUCAUGGGGACAGUGGGGGCUGUCCCUGCCACCUGCUCUCACUGUAUCCUGUCUCGGCAAAGUGGACUGGUAACAGCUUGGUCCCUGGUCGCUUUACGGCCCCCUCCCAUUCCCUAGCUUCUCGGGACCUCAGUGGUCCUGCCGGAGCUGCCCUGGAAGGAGAGCUCCCAGCCAGCACUCUGGUUCAGGGCUGGCUCGGAGAGGCUUAUGCAGCUUCUCAUGGGACAUUCCAGCCUGUUUGUUUCUCAUGGCUGUCAUCCAGUGGCCUUUUUAUUAAGGAAAACACAGAUGUCACUUGAGCCUUGAGAAUGAGGGCGACCCGUUAGCCAUCCCCGCUAUGUCGGCCCUCCAGAGCCUAUUUCCGUCCUUCCUGUUCAAGGCGGCCGAAGCCUGGGAUGGUUUUGAGCACCUGCUCCGUUUAUUCCCCUGAUUGGCUCACCUCCCAGCCCCCUUUUAUUAGGGGACUGGGUGCUUAGCCAGCUUCAUACCUGACUCUGCUGCCCUAUGCGAGAGGUGAGUUCUGAACGAACCCUUCGCCUGCUGCUCAUCCCUGCCGCUGGGGGUCGUUCCUGUGUCCUCUGUCUCCUAGCGCCCAGCCGAGUUCCCAAAACAUUGGCCGAGGGAGAGGCAGGUCAGAUUUUAAUAGCAGAAGAGCGUGGCUCUUGGAGGAAGACAAACCGCCGACACCCAAUGGGGAGGCUUGGGCAGGGAGGUGGAAAACGGGGAGGAAUGCCGGGAGGGGCUUGCAGGGGCCCCGUGCCAACAGGAGCAAAGCGGGAAGGAGACGCCGGGGAGGUUGUCCGGGCGCUUGGCCCAGGGUAGGUUUUUCCUGGUGUGGUUGGCUUUUUAAUGAGGGUUUGGCCAAAAAGCCUGGCUGCUCCUGUGUCUGGGAGCCCAUCCCCUGCUCUCUGCCAGUUCAGGCCCUGCAGGCGUUAGUGUCGGUGUUAGCACCAGGGUGGGCCACCGGAAGAGCAGGGGUCUCUCGGGCAGGGUCCGUUGCUGCCUAACAAGCACUGUGGUGGGGGUGACUGUGGUGUUCGAGCCCAGGCAGGGUCUGUGCCCGCUUGCUUUGCAGCUGUUCUGGCCCAGGGGGGAAGACGAGCAAAGCCAGCUCUCCUGUGUUGCUCUGCCUGGAGCUGUGUCCGGGAGGCCUAGCAGCGAGUGCUUAGCAGAGCCCAGGGGUCAGCACAGCGUGGGUGAAUCCCCCCCCCCCGAGCAAUGUGUCAUGUUAGCUCUCCCCACAGCCAGGCUGUUCCGGCCGGGGGCUCCCCCGCCUUCGCAGGCAGUUGCUCGUUGUUUGGUUAUAAAUGGCUCCCACUGUCCGCACAGCUGUUCCUUUUGUUUGGCUGGUGGGUGGGAACAUUUGGCUAUAUACCCCCCCCAUCACGCCGGCUUCCUGCCUGUCCAGGGAGCUGUAUUACAGGGAGGGGAUGGUUAGCCCAGUGCCGGUCGCUCUGAGCAUGGGGCAGAGUCCCACAAGCAUCAACACUCGCUGACAGUAACGUCAUGCAGAUCGAUUACGAGCUCUCCCCGGAUGAGCGGCGCAAGGAGAUGGGCGACGAGAUCAUCCGAAGGUUCUUUAAAAGCGAGUCUUCAGACUACAUGCCGGAAAUCAGCCAGGCCCUCAUGAACCAGUGCAUGGAGAACCUGCAGAAAAGUGCCUGUAAAGACCUCUUCAGCAGCUGCCUGCACCCUAUGCACGAGUACCUGAGCGGCGCACCCUUCGCCGACUAUCGGGACAGCAUGUAUUUCGACCGGUUCCUGCAGUGGAAGUACUUGGAAAGGCAGUCGGUGACCAAGGACACCUUCCGGCAAUACCGGAUCCUGGGCAAGGGGGGCUUUGGAGAGGUCUGUGCCUGCCAGGUACGAGCAACAGGCAAGAUGUACGCCUGCAAGAAGCUGGAGAAGAAGCGGAUCAAGAAGCGGAAAGGGGAGGCCAUGGCCCUGAACGAGAAGCAGAUCCUGGAGAAAGUCAACAGCAGGUUUGUGGUCAGCCUGGCCUACGCCUACGAGACAAAGGACGCGCUCUGCCUGGUGCUGACCAUCAUGAAUGGGGGCGACCUCAAGUUCCACAUCUACAACAUGGGCAACCCCGGCUUCGAGGACGAACGCGUCAUCUUCUACGCCGCCGAGCUCUGCUGCGGGUUGCAGCACCUGCACCAGGAGGGCAUUGUCUACAGGGAUCUGAAGCCGGAGAACAUCCUCCUGGAUGAUGACGGACACAUUCGGAUCUCGGACCUGGGGCUGGCCAUUAAGAUUCCGGAGGGCGAGAUGAUCCGUGGCCGCGUCGGGACCGUUGGCUACAUGGCUCCGGAGGUGAUUAACAACAAGCGCUACACCUUCAGCCCAGACUGGUGGGGGCUGGGCUGCCUAAUCUAUGAGAUGAUCGAGGGGCAGUCGCCGUUCCGCGCCCGCAAGGAGAGGGUGAAGCGGGAGGAGGUGGAGAAGCGGGUGCAGGAGGAGCAGGAGCUGUAUUCCGACAAGUUCACCGAGGACACCAAGGCCAUCUGCAAGAUGCUCCUGACCAAGGACCCGAAGCAGCGACUGGGCUGCGGGGAGGACGGGGCCGCCCAGGUGAAGCAUCAUCCGUUCUUCAGGACCAUCAACUUCAAGCGUCUGGAAGCCGGGGUCAUAAAGCCGUCGUUUGUGCCAGAUCCUCGGGCCGUGUACUGCAAGGACGUGCUGGACAUCGAGCAGUUCUCCACCGUCAAGGGUGUCAACCUGGACCAAACGGACAGUGAUUUCUACGCCAAAUUUGCCACGGGCAGCGUCUCUAUCCCCUGGCAGAAUGAGAUGAUCGAGACCGAGUGCUUUAAAGACCUGAAUGUGUUUGGACCAAAUGGGAUGCGCUCCCCGGAUCUGGACUGGAAGCAGCUCCCCGAGCCCCCCAAGCGCAGCCUGCUUCAACGGCUCUUCCGGCGGCACCCGGCUGACUACACCAUCAGCACCAACACACACUCCAACCUCACAGCGGGCGUGAACUCACAUCCUCCCACGGCCAACUCCGCCUGCCAAGGCCGGGCCAUAGCACAGGCGCCUUCCUGACCGCCCUUCUACCAUGGAUACACUGCUCCGUUAGAGCCAGCACGGGCAGGCCCAGAGCCCCGACCCGGAGCCCGCCCGUGGAGCUGCCGUCCUUGCCUUCUCAGGGUUACCGUGGAUGUGAAGCUGAGGCUGUUGGAGCCAGAGCUGGGGUGAGGGCUGUUCCAUCACCCUGCCCUGCUGGGCUGAGUCACUCAUGGAGGCUGGGUGGGAAGAUGCAGCCCCCCUCUCUCCCCCCCGCAGGACUGCAAGCCAGAUACUCUCGCUACACCUCAUCCCAUCCGCUUGCCUCUGGGUACCGCCACCAGAGCCGGCUCAGCCCUGCUCCCGAAGGCGCAUCGCGCUGGCAGGACCCUGGCACGGCCACAUGCCAGACACAGACUGCGCAAGGGAGCCUGGAUCGCUCUGUGUGUGCGUGCGAGAGGGUGGAGUCGGCUUUCGUUGUUGCCAAUAGCUUCCUUGCCGUGCUUACUGGGGUGGCCUCUCCCAGCUGCUCCCACUCUGCCCCCGCCCCCACGGUUCCUGUUGCAAACCCUGCCCUGGGAGGCACUGUCGGCGUUGUGCCCACUCUGCGUCUGUCAGGGAGGGGGUGCUCCCUGCUGGUGUCACCCCCCUGUCACAGCCCGGGUGGGAGCCCCUAGCUGCUCAGGCUGAACAGGGGCUGGCCAUAGCCAGCUGGCUGCAGAGACCAGGGGGCAGGUGUGCAGUGUGUCUUGUAGCUGCUUGGCCCCUUUCAGUCCAGGCAGGGUCUUUCCUGUUCUAGCACCGCCCCCGGCAGCACCGAUAGAGGGGCUCAGCCAGCUGUGUCCUGCCAGCGCAGGGGAAGCCAGAGUUACGGUUUGCUAAAGAAGGGCAAAAAUGUCUGAACCGAAGGUGGUGCUCGUGUGACUGAACUCUCCACCUUGCUGCUUCCCUCUGGCGGGGCUGCGGGUUGGGAUUGAGGGGCACCAGUGGAGCUCUGGGCUGGGGGGUCCCAGGGCUGGGAUAGCGGGGGGCUGUGGGUCAGGAUUGAGGGGCACCAGUGAAGCUCUGAGCUGGGGGGGGUCCCAGGCCUGGGAUAGCGGGGGGUUGUGGGUUGGGAUUGAGGGGCACCAGCAGGGUUGGGGGAGCCCAGGCCGGGGGAGCAAGGAGGCUCUGUUUGAGUUGGGUAGGACCCGGGGUCCUUUUAAUUUGGGGUCACGAAGGCCAUCAGACAGUUGCACCCAAACCCCCUUGUUGAAGAGAAUUGGUGAAGGGAGCAAUGACCAAACCCCUUCUUCUCUUCUCGCCCUCUCCCAAACCCAGCACCUCUGGCUUCCCUCACCGCAGCUUCCGUUCUCUAAGCAAGUGUCCCAAAGAGUCAGUCAGUCCCCCUCUGAAUCCUGCCCCUGUCCUCGGCCCAGCAGGAGGUCACUUCUGGUUCCCUCAGCUGCCACCUACCCAGGGUCUAGCAGCCUACAACGAUGGCUUGUAGCCUGGCCCAGAGGAUGAGACUAAGACCCCCUGACCCCCCCAUAGGACUGGCCAUGGGCCCCUGGGUUGCCACUUGCCUAGGAGUGACCUGAGGAGGGGAGUCGUCUUGGCUUUGGGCUGGAAUGCGGGCAGCUGGGAGGUGCUGUGGGCUCAGAUGGGACCUGAGUGCCGUUGCUGAGUGGGAAGGGGGGGGCGGGCAAUCUGUUUUCAUAGCACCUGAGCCCCAGUGCUGCUUGUCUCAUGGCGGGCGUUUGUGUGACAUUAGGAGCCGACAGUGUGCAGGGAGCCCGGCGCUGGGCAAGGUGUGGGCCAUGUUUUUAUCUUUAGGGUCUGCACUGGCCUUGUGCCGGGGGAUCUGUCUGCUCUUAACGGUUUUGGUGCUAAAGCGAGAGUCGCUCCCAGUGGAAGAAACUCGGGCUCUGAGCAGGGGAGUGACGAGAUUUCCAGGGAUCACCCCCAAGCUGAGUUGCUGAAUACUCGAACAGCAUUCGCUCAGACUUCAGUGUGACUCCGAUGUCUUCACACAGCCCUGGGUACCUCUUUGCUCCCCUGCUGAGGCCAGAGUAAAGACUCUCUCUCUUGUCCCAGUGGCUGGUGUCCCUCCCCCCUAGGGCUGGGUAGGGAAGGAAGCUCCCAGCUCUGCCUGGUGCUAGCAACAUCAUGAGCUGUGGCAGGGGAAACCCCUUUCAAUUCCUCUUUAUGUGAAACCAUUCCUUCCUCUUCCCCCCACCCAGGUCAGUAGUUGCCAAAGGGGCUCCUCUCUCGAGACUGGCCCAUGAGGCUGUGUUGUCCCAGGAGCCGGGGCUGGCAAUAACAGACUCCUGAGCUGGGCCAGAUCUGCCAGGCCGAGAGCCGCAGACUCGCUGCACUUUGUGGCUUCGCCCCGAUUCCAAGUCCAAUGCACAAACCCCCUUCUGUUCUCCAGCCUCACCGCUCCUUGGGGAGCUCGAUGGCGGGAGUGGGCCAUGGGGUCCGGCGGGGCAUGUAGCCAGCUCUUCCAGCCCCAGCCACUGGCUGUCGAGGGAGCUGCGCGUUCUGCCCGGCCGCUCGGCUCAUCGGAAUCCAAACUAGACGCUCCAUGGGAGCUCGUGUCCCAAGGGAGGGGCUCUCUGAUGGGGAAACCAAGGUUAAAGGCAGGCUGUGCCGUGCAGUCCCACUCGAGCUCUCCCUCUCUUCAUGCCUAGAGCAGCGGGUAAAGCUGGCCCCUGCCAUGGUCCUCUAGGCCUGAGCAGAGCAAACCUUGUGAGUGGUGCCCCAAAGAUAAGCCAUUUCUGUCUGAGUGACGCCUGCCCCCUGUGGUAAGAAAGGGUAUUACAGCCUUAUGCCCCUCCCCUCUCUCAGCUGGAGCGUGAGCCACGCCUGUGGUGACCUCAGGAGGUCCCGUGUUCAAAUUACUUCCAGCGUGAGCAUGUCUUCUCUGGAGAGUGGGAAUCUCUGGGAGCGCAGCGGGGCAAUGGGGUUCCAGGCCUGGCUGGACUCCUGAUUGCUUGGUGGUUGUGCGGGAGGAAUCUUCACCUCCCCAGUCCGGUUUGCGCUGGUGGAACUGGGAGCUGAGUUCCUGCCGGUGGCAGCUGCAGUGCAGGCUGGGCUGGGGCCCGUUUCUCACCCGGCUCUGAGCCCGGUCCGCAUGACAGCUCUCGCCAGCGGCGCUGGUGACUGGUGGGUCCCAUCUUUGCCAGUGCAGACAGGGCUGUCCGUGCUCUGGGGGUCAUGCUGGGUUGUAAAGUAAGGAAAAGCCAGUGCUGGUGAAAUGUAGGGUGAUGGUGCAUGGGGGAGGCUGCCCCCGGGAGCAUUGCUGGAGCUGAGCAGUUGGGGUCUGGAUUUGGUCUCUGGAAGUGUCUGUGUCCCAGCCAUUGGUUUGGCUGGACUGGCAUGGACCUCGCUUUGCCCUGGUCUUGGCAACCUGCUUGGCUAGAAGUGCAAACAGGUCAGGGGGAAAACAGUGCAAUGUUGCAGGAGAUUUAGAUGCAUCAAUGGAAGAUGUGUCUAAAUCCUCUAGACUGUUUGACAGUCUCAACCCAAAUUUAAAAAACCACUGAUCCCGCUGCACUCACGUUACCAACAGUAACCAAAACAGAAAGUGAUUGCAAAAAGUUGUGUUCUUGUUCCCUUCACGCAUUUUGCUCAGCUUGGAGGGAGAAAUUAGGCAGGUUGGUGUCAGUGGGUUUCACUUCCUAGUUCUCCAGAACCAGCCCAAGAUUGCAGAGAGUGAGUUGCAAAUGCUGCAGAAGGAGGUGUAAAACCAGACUAGGUGUUGUUCAUUGACACUUUCGGGUUGAUCCAAUUAUUAAAUUCUGUGAAACACUUCAUUUAGGAAAAAGUAACUCUUGGGCCUAGAUGACAUGACUGUCCCUCUGAAAAAUACAGACUGAUGGCUUCGGUGUAAAUGAACCGGGAAAGAUUGUUUCAGAUGCCGUGUCUCUUAUCCCUGGAGCCUCAACAGAGAUCCUGAAAUAAUCCCUGCUUGGUUUUUUGAAGAACUUACAACGAUUCUAUGUGGGGGGGCUGGGCAGAGAAAGUUUCUUGACCAUGUUUGUAUCCUGCUCCAUCUCGUCGGAGAGGAAAAGGUCUUCUGAUACCAUUGAAAACGGGGUGUGUGAGAGAGAAAAUGGGUGUGUUUGUUAAGCAGACUGAGAACUGCCUUUUGCUGAAAGAUGCUCUGUGACCCACUGACCUUGUCCAGAGAGAGACUGUGCGCCACAUGGACAGUGUCUGUUUCUAUGCAAGGAUAGGGUGCUGUCUCAUGCCAGUUUCUCCAGCGGGAAGCUCUGGGGAUUCCAAACAAGACUGAAUUUCCCCCUUGCAAAAAGACACCUGUAUUUUUGUAUUUUCCUUUCUCUCAGCAUCCAUGGGCUUUGGACUGGUUUUUUACACUGUAAAUUCCUGAUUCUGGCAUAUUUGGUUUGGUUUUUGUACAUUUUGUAAACGUGUAAAUACUUAUAUGGUGAGUGCCUGGAUGUACAUUUUAAAGCUAAAAGCAGCAAAGCAAGUCAUGUGGUGACUUGUACACAUCUAUGUUUCAGGGAUAUUUGUAUGGGGAAUUUAAAACACAACAAACCCAACCUCUCAGAGGAAGAAGUGGAUGUCACUUUACCCCAAUCAAGGAGAAGCCCUCUUACUCCGCUGUAUUUUUGUAGUAAGCUUUUACAACUUUCUAAUUUGUAAUUUAAUUACAGGACUAUAUUUUA
This is a messenger RNA of Chrysemys picta bellii (western painted turtle), 10028 nucleotides long. The record is from RefSeq and is a predicted model, not a curated record. Lineage: Eukaryota; Metazoa; Chordata; Testudines; Emydidae.